Messenger RNA from Erinaceus europaeus (western European hedgehog), 1382 nucleotides. It is a transcript of the gene TIMM50, whose product is annotated as translocase of inner mitochondrial membrane 50. Gene Ontology annotation, molecular function: phosphoprotein phosphatase activity. The coding region runs from base 212 to 1279 and encodes 355 amino acids. The record is from RefSeq and is a predicted model, not a curated record. NCBI's taxonomy places the organism in Eukaryota, Metazoa, Chordata, Mammalia, Eulipotyphla, Erinaceidae. The transcript has 11 exons.
GCGUGGUGCCGGCUGACUCUGCCCUAGUUGGCACACCCCAGCCAGUAGGAGGGAUCAGAAGCAAGCGAGCCUGCAACAGUUCGCCCCGAGUCCUUUGUCCCUCUGGGCUUCCCGUCCGCCAGGCCCUUCCCUGCGCCCCCAUUGGCUCCAGCUCCUGCCCGGGCCGGGAAAGGAGGGGCGAGUGGGCGGGGCCGCGUGGCGUCAGCGCAAGAUGGCGGCCUCGGCAGCGCUGCUUUUGCGCUUGCGGAGCGGGGUCCGGCUGGGCGCGCGGGGGCUGUGCGCGAGGCUGGCGACGCCGCCCCCACGAGCCUCGGAUCAGGCGACAGAGAUCGGAAGCCGCGGGGGCGCUCAGGCGCAGGCCCAGGGGCCCCAGCAUCACCGCGGCACGGAGGGUCCCAGCUACGCCAAGAAAGUUGCGCUCUGGCUGGCUGGGCUGCUCGGGGCCGGCGGGACUGUGAGCAUUGUCUAUAUCUUCGGAAACAACUCUGUGGAUGAAACUGGUGCCAAGAUUCCAGAUGAAUUCGACAAUGAUCCAGUUCUGGUACAGCAGUUACGCCGGACAUACAAAUAUUUCAAAGAUUACAGACAGAUGAUCAUCGAGCCCACCAGCCCUUGCCUUCUUCCAGACCCCCUGCGGGAGCCGUACUACCAGCCGCCCUACACGCUGGUCUUGGAGCUCACUGGCGUCCUUCUGCACCCUGAGUGGUCGCUGGCCACUGGCUGGAGGUUUAAGAAGCGUCCAGGCAUCGAGACCUUGUUCCAGCAGCUUGCCCCUCUGUAUGAAAUCGUCAUCUUUACCUCCGAGACUGGCAUGACUGCCUUCCCGCUCAUCGACAGCGUGGACCCCCACGGCUUCAUCUCCUACCGCCUCUUCCGGGACGCCACGAGAUACAUGGAUGGGCACCACAUUAAGGACAUUUCAUGUCUGAACCGGGAUCCAGCCCGCGUGGUAAUUGUGGACUGCAAGAAGGAAGCCUUCCGCCUACAGCCCUACAACGGUGUCGCUCUGCGGCCCUGGGACGGCAACUCUGAUGACCGAGUCUUGUUGGACCUGUCUGCCUUCCUCAAGACCAUCGCUCUGAAUGGUGUGGAGGAUGUCCGGACCGUGCUGGAGCACUACGCCCUAGAGGAUGACCCGCUGGAGGCUUUCAAACAGCGCCAGAGUCGACUAGAGCAGGAGGAGCAGCAGCGCCUGGCCGAGCUCUCCAAGUCCAACAAGCAGAACCUCUUCUUCAGCUCUCUCACCAGCCGCCUGUGGCCUCGCUCCAAACAGCCCUGAUCUCAAGGCUUCUUUAAACUCAGUGUCUGGGUGCCAGGCCCCCAGUGCUCCCAGACCACAGCUUGGGCAGCCACAUGUCCAAUAAAAUCCAUCCCAGAUGCCA